Molecule: messenger RNA, 984 nt
Organism: Ilyonectria robusta
Lineage: Eukaryota; Fungi; Ascomycota; Sordariomycetes; Hypocreales; Nectriaceae
Exons: 1
Coding region: 1-984 (327 amino acids)
Source: RefSeq, a predicted model, not a curated record
AUGGCUCCUUCAAAGAUCAUUGCAGUCGUUGGCGCGACGGGAAAUCAAGGCUCCUCUGUCGCAAAGGUCUUUCUGAGCCUUCCCGGCUGGAAUGUCCGCUGCGUCACUCGCCAGCCAAACUCGGACAAGGCGAAAGCUCUCGGCGCACUUGGCGCCGACCUCGUCCAAGCCGACCUCAAGGAUAUUGAAUCGCUCUCACGCGCCUUCCAAGGUGUCAAUGCCAUCUUUGUCAACACGACCUUCUUGGAAAUUACCCAGACCGCCCUAGAGGCUGGCAAGGACCAAAUCACUGGUUCUCAGAUCGCGCAUGAUGAGGAGCUGCAGUAUGCUAAAAAUGCAGCAAUAGCUGCUUCUAAGAUUCCAGGGCUUGAGAUAUACAUCUACUCAGCCUUUGCUUCCAUCAAUGCAGCCUCGGGUGGGAAAUACACUCGCGCUCUUCAUUGGGAGUCCAAGGCCGCCGCCGUAGCCUUCAUUGAAAAGGAACUACCUGAGCUUUCCAAGAAAGCGUCCUUCAUCUACGUCGGGGGUUAUUACGACAACCUCUUCCUUCACCCCCAGCUCAACCCAGAGAAUGGAAAGUACUCACUGGUCCUCCCUACUCCGGCAGAGCUGCGGUUUGGGAUCAUCAAUGCCGCGGAGUCUACUGGCUACUACGUGCGGGCGCUGGUUGAAGAGGAAGAGCCUGGUACCAAGCUUCUAGCAUACGACGACGACAUAAGCAUUGACCAGGCUCUUGAAAUCUGGACCAAAGUCUCAGGAACGGAGGCCGAUUUUGCGCAGAUGGAUAUGCAGACUAUGCAUGAACUGUUCGGUGUGCCGCUUGGGUACCUUGAAGCAGCGGCGUUUGUCGCCGACUACGGCUACACGGCUGGGAUUGAAGGUGUCAUCACUCCCGAUCAGCUGAGGACCAAGGUGAAGAGGCCGAGCUACGAGGAAUAUCUUCUAUCGCUGGGCGCUGAACAUUUGCUGGGUCCCACAAAAUAA